AUGUGGGUUCAUUUUCUAUUUUGUUCUUUGUUCGUUGCAUUUUUACAAAGUUUUUGCUAUGCAAAUGACAAGAAAAUUGAGGUUGUUGGACUUGCAGAGUGUGCUGACUGCAAAGAGAGAAACAUCAAAUCCAGUCAAGCCUCUUCAGGGCUCCAUGUAACCAUAGAUUGCAAGCUCAAGAAUGGAGAAGUAAAAAGUUGGGGGAAAGGAAAAGUUGAUGAAGAAGGAAAAUUCAAAGUUUUAGUUCCUGAUAGGAUUCUGCAGGAAGGAAAGCUCAAGGAGGAAUGUUAUGCACAACUUCACAGUGCAUCUGCUGCAUGUCCAGUCCACAGUGGCCUAGAGGAAACCAUGAUUGUAGUUUUAAAAUCAAAAGCUGAUGGAAAUUACAGAUUGAAACCAAAGGGAAUUCUGAAAUUUUCAGCUGCAUUAUGCAAAUCUGAUUUCUAUUGGCCAUUUUGUCAUCCACACUUUCCUCCAUGGGGAGAUCACUUUGGCCAUCCAUGGUUUUUACCUCCAUUUCCACCAAUUUUUCACAAACCAUGCCCUCCCAUUUACAUGUCAAUGCCAUCUCCUCCACCUUCCCAGCCAAAACCACCAGCGCCAAGCCAGCCUCCUACUCAGCCACACAUAGAUCCACCACCACCACCACUUUACGAGCCACUUCCUCCUCCAAUUCCAAUCUACAAACCAAAGCCACCACCGGUAAAGCUGCCUCCUGCUCCAGUUCCAAUCGAUAAACCACCGGUUUACAAGCCACUUCCUCCACCAAUUCCAAUCUACAAACCGAAGCCACCACCUGUAAAGCCACUUCCUCCUCCAGUUCCAAUCGACAAACCACCGGUAAAACAGCCACUUCCUCCACCAAUUCCAAUUUACAAACCAAAGCCACCACCAGUAAAGCCAAUUCGUCCUCCAGCUCCAAUCUACAAACAGCCACUUCCUCCACCGAUUCCAAUCUACAAACCGAAGCCACCACCAGUAAAACCACUUCGGCCACCAGUUCCAAUCUGCAAACCACCAGGUCACCAGCCGCUUCCUCCACCAAUUCCAAUCUACAAACCUAAGCCACCAGUAAAGCCACUUCCCCCACCAAUUCCAAUACACAAACCACCAAUAAAGCCACUUCCUCCACCAGUUCCAAUAUACAAACCACCAAUAAAGCCAGUUCUGCCACCAGUUCCAAUAUACAAAUCACCAGUAAAGCCACUUCCUCCACAGGUUCCAAUCUACAAACCACCAGUAAAGAAACUACCGCCACGGGUUCCAAUUCACAAACCACCAGUAAAGCCAGUUCCACCACCAGUUCCAAUAUACAAUCCACCAGUUUACCAGCCACUUCCACCACUGGUUCCAAUUUACAAGCCAAUUCCACCAAUCUUCUGGAAACCCUGUCCUCCUUUCCCAUGGAUUCCUCCACAUUACGUCCACCACCCUAAGAUUGGAUGGUUCCCGUUUCCUCCUCUACCUCCUUUUAUUCCUCCUCCGUAG
Molecule: messenger RNA, 1488 nt
Organism: Fraxinus pennsylvanica
Lineage: Eukaryota; Viridiplantae; Streptophyta; Magnoliopsida; Lamiales; Oleaceae
Source: the annotation of a GenBank genome assembly